AGAAAUUCCGAAAUUGAAUCUGGACACCGACUGGACCACGGAAUUGCGAGAGUUUAUCAUUUCACCAGCACCCUAAGUCCGGAGGAGGUGGCGAGAAGGGGGGGCAAGUGUGGAAGGAGUACGCAAGAAUGAAAGAAACUGAAAAGCUUGAAAACAUGGCUGGAGAUGGAAUUCUGGGGUCGGGGGAGCUGCAGAUGGCCCCCUCUAUGAACCACAACCAUGAUAAUAGUGCUAGCGACGAGCUAGUUAGCUCGGUGUCACUGUAUCGACGCAGGCCUACGCUUUUUCAUGGCACAGUACUUCCAUUCAUGACAGUACUUUACCCGGGCUGGCUUUAUGUAUGGUUAGGAGUAUAUGGGGCUGCUGACUAUCCUGAGGCCGGCCUGCUAGCACUUGCCGCUAUCGGGAUCGCGCACGUCCUCACGGUGCUUUCUGGUUAUUGGUCAGUGCAUGCGCACUGUUUGCUUACCUGUGUGAAGGAGCCAGAUCCAGAAAAGGCCACUUUGGCUAAAGUAAUACCUACGCCAAACAAUGGUUCUGCAGAGCUCGUAGCAUUGCAGAGGGACCAGGACGAAAAUGGAGAGGGGAUCUUAUCAUUUGAGUUCCAGAAAAUCAGAUAUGUGUUUGACAGAAAGGAGAAGAAGCGCUUUCUCCCUGUUGCCUUCCCCGUGGACCAGCCCAUGGGUUACUUCCAGGCGUGGCGAGGCUACCAGGAAGAGGCUGAUUUACGUGCUGCUGAGAAGCGCUAUGGAACUAACCGCGCUGAAAUGAUGGUGCCAGACUUCCUGGAACUCUUCAAAGAGCGAGCCACUGCCCCUUUUUUCGUCUUCCAGGUGUUCUGCGUAGGCCUGUGGUGUCUGGAUGAAUACUGGUACUACAGCGUCUUCACCCUCUUCAUGCUGGUGGCGUUUGAGGCAUCUCUAGUGCAGCAGCAGAUGAGGAACAUGUCCGAGAUCCGCAGGAUGGGAAACAAACCCUACAUGAUUCAGGUUUAUAGAAAUAGAAAAUGGCGACCAGUGUCCAGUGAUGAACUUGUCCCAGGGGACAUUGUGUCAAUAGGCCGCUCUCCGCAGGAGAACCUUGUGCCAUGUGAUGUCCUGCUGCUCCGAGGCCGCUGCAUCGUAGAUGAGGCGAUGCUGACGGGAGAGUCCGUUCCACAGAUGAAGACUGCACACUGCCCCCUACAUGUUUAUUACAACGAUUCUUGUUUCCUCCUGUCACUUAAAGACUGCACACUUGGCUCCUACAUGUUUUAUUACAACUCUGUUCUCCUGUCCUUAAAGACUGCACACUUGCCCCUACAUGUUUACUGCACACUUGCCCCUACAUGUUUGUACAACGCUCUGUUUCUCCUGUCACUUAAAGACUGCACACUUGCCCCUACAUACUGCACACUUGCCCCUACAUGUUUCUACAUGUUUGUACAACGCCUGUUUCUCCUGUCACUUAAAGACUGCACACUUGCCCCUACAUACUGCACACUUGCCCCUACAUGUUUCUACAUGUUUGUACAACGCCUGUUUCUCCUGUCACUUAAAGACUGCACACUUGCCCCUACAUGUUUGUACAACGUUCUGUUUCUCCUGUCACUUAAAGACUGCACACUUGCCCCUACAUACUGCACACUUGCCCCUACAUGUUUCUACAUGUUUGUACAACGCCUGUUUCUCCUGUCACUUAAAGACUGCACCUCAUCCCUCACCUCAGUUGUACCUCCUGAGCUUCCAAUAGAGCUGUCGCUAGCUGUGAAUACAUCGCUCAUUGCCCUGGCCAAGCUCUAUGUGUUCUGCACAGAGCCUUUCAGGAUACCGUUUGCAGGGAAGGUGGAAGUCUGUUGCUUUGAUAAGACGGGCACUUUGACGAGUGACAGUUUGGUAGUGCGAGGCGUCGCUGGACUAAGGGAAGGCAAAGAAGUGAUGCCGGUGUCCGAGAUACCGGUGGAGACGCAUCGGGUUGUGGCCACGUGUCACUCAUUGGUCACUCUAGAUGAUGGACAGCUGGUGGGCGAUCCCCUGGAGAAGGCCAUGCUGACGGCUGCUGACUGGAGUCUCACUAAAGAUGAGAAGGUGUUUGCGAGGGGCAUCAAGACGCCAGGGCUGAAAAUCCACCAGCGGUUCCACUUCGCCAGCGCUCUGAAGAGGAUGUCUGUCCUGGCGUCGUAUGAGAGACUGGGGUCCACUGAGCUGUGCUACAUCUCCACGGUCAAAGGCGCUCCAGAGACCCUGAGGGGAAUGUUUUCCGAGUGCCCUCCCAGCUAUGACGAGGUGCAUAAGGCCAUGUCUCGAGAAGGGGCCAGGGUGCUAGCUCUGGGCUACAAAGAGAUGGGACACCUCAGCCAUCAGCAGGUGCGAGAGAUCACACGGGAGGCUCUGGAGUGCGACCUGCGCUUUGUCGGCUUCAUGGUCGUCUCCUGCCCUCUGAAGAACGAUAGCCGCAUGGUUAUCAAGGAGAUCCAGGAGGCGUCGCACCAUGUUGUGAUGAUCACAGGAGACAACCCACUGACAGCCUGCCACGUGGCCAGAGAGCUCAACUUCAUCCAGAGGCCACACACACUCAUACUGCAGGCAGGCCCCAGUCCAGAUGAUUGGCAGUGGGAGUCCAUCGAUGGCAGCGUGUGUGUGGCCUUGCCCCCUCCCUCCGUGCCAGAUUUUGUCCAACAGUACGACCUGUGUGUGACAGGGGAGGGCUUGGCCAGACUGACCUAUGACACCAAACUACUAAAUGCCCUUUUACCCCAUGUGCAGGUUUUCGCUCGUGUCAACCCCAAACAGAAGGAGUUUGUCAUCACCAGUCUGAAGGGACUGGGCUUCACGACUCUGAUGUGUGGGGACGGGACCAACGACGUUGGAGCGCUCAAACACGCCCACAUUGGAGUGGCCUUGCUGGCUAACGCGCCCGAGCGCAUCCCUGAGAGGAAGAAGCGGGGAAAGGAAAGGGAGGCGGCGGCGGCGGCGGCCUGUGACUCCAGGGCCCUGCCUCCCGCGCUAACCUCCGGGAGCAAGCUCAGCUCCCGCGCCGCCAGGCACAGGGUCAUGGCACAGAGGGAGGAGCAACUCGCUGCUCAGAAGGAGAGGAUCAGUCAGGUGCUGCGCGAGCUGGAGGAGGAUCAGGUCCAAGUGGUCAAACUGGGAGACGCCUCAAUUGCUGCACCAUUUACCUCAAAGCUGUCAUCUAUUCAGUGCAUCUGUCACGUGAUAAAGCAGGGUCGGUGCACUCUGGUGACAACGCUACAGAUGUUUAAGAUUCUGGCUCUGAAUGCCCUGGUGCUGGCCUACAGUCAGUCUGUGCUCUACCUUGAAGGAGUCAAGUUCAGUGACUUUCAGGCCACGUUGCAGGGACUGCUACUGGCUGGUUGUUUCCUCUUCAUCUCAAGGUCAAAGCCUUUGAAAACCCUCUCAAAAGAACGGCCCUUACCCAACAUCUUCAAUCUAUACACAGUGCUGACAGUGCUGCUGCAGUUUGCAGUUCACUUCUGCAGCUUGGUGUAUCUGUACAAGGGAGCUCAGAGCAGAAGCCCUCCCAGAGCAGAGCAGUUUGCGGACCUCUACAAAGAAUUUGAGCCCAGCUUAAUAAAUAGCACUGUGUACAUCAUGUCUAUGGCCAUGCAGAUGGCUACAUUUGCUAUUAACUACAAGGGCCACCCAUUCAUGGAGUCUCUCAGCGAGAAUCGGCCCCUGAUGUGGAGCAUAUUUCUCUCAGGCUUUGCCAUUGUUGGGCUACUGACUGGGUCGUCGCCGGAAUUUAAUGAGCAGUUUGCUCUCGUGGAAAUUCCCACAGAAUUUAAGAUGGUGAUCGCCCAAGUUCUAGUCGUGGACUUUGUUGCAGCUCUGCUGGUGGAUAGAGUUCUGCAGUUUCUCUUGGGAAAAGGAACCCUGAGGUUGCCUUCCUGAAUUGUGAUGCCAACAGUCGCCCCGAGCAACCGCUGCCCUUAGCAACCAGACCGUCGCGGAGAAGAGAAGAUGGCUGGUUAAAGACGUCUGCAACACGCACAGGAGAUCUGAGAUGGACAGGCGUGACAUUUACUGCUGAACACUCCUCUGUGUUCUUCUUCAUCUCCUCUUCCUCUCAAUGCAUUUUUCCUUCUUGGUCAUCCUACUGCUUUUCUCCAAGGUUCCCUCCUCAACUCUCUUUCUUUCCAUUUCUAUCAUGUAAAGCCUCAUCCAUUGCUUUCUUGCUCACCUCUCCUGUGGCUGGCGAAGAAGACAACAGUAUUGUGUGGAGUGAGAGUGUGUUUUUAUGUGUUCGGACUCGCGCACAUGACAGGGGCGUUCUCCAAGAGAAUUACAAAGUGUUCUAAUUUUUUUUUCCUCCAUUUUGUAAAAAGACAAAUCUGACAGACUUAUAAAGACCAAAAAAUGUCA
Messenger RNA from Alosa alosa (allis shad), 4361 nucleotides. It is a transcript of the gene atp13a1, whose product is annotated as ATPase 13A1. Gene Ontology annotation, cellular component: endoplasmic reticulum membrane. The record is from RefSeq and is a predicted model, not a curated record. Gene Ontology annotation, molecular function: membrane protein dislocase activity; P-type ion transporter activity; nucleotide binding. The coding region runs from base 129 to 3890 and encodes 1253 amino acids. The transcript is spliced from 26 exons. Lineage: Eukaryota; Metazoa; Chordata; Actinopteri; Clupeiformes; Clupeidae. Gene Ontology annotation, biological process: intracellular calcium ion homeostasis; extraction of mislocalized protein from ER membrane.